Messenger RNA from Rhizophagus irregularis DAOM 181602=DAOM 197198, 854 nucleotides. The record is from RefSeq and is a predicted model, not a curated record. Lineage: Eukaryota; Fungi; Glomeromycota; Glomeromycetes; Glomerales; Glomeraceae.
CGAACACCAAUUUUUGUAAAUUAUAGUUUUUUCUAUUUAUAAUAUAAAAAAAAUUAGGAGCUUCCUUGUGGUAAUAUAAAUAUAUAAUAUUGUCCUAUCAAUGUUUCAGAAGAAUUUAUAUUACACUUGGUUAGAGCCGACUCUUGCGAAUGAUUACUAAACUUCUAGGACGAACAGGACGAACCGGUUUUAGGUGACAGGCCAUAUUUGCAGAUAUAUGUUUCCUAGCCGCAGGGAUAUCACAAAUGACAUCCAUGCGGAUGGUUCUACCAUUUGGAUGAUUGGACACCUAACUGCUUUUUUUGUAGAGACGGACGCCGGACUCGGACUCUUUGAUGAAGCCGGACUUAACAUUGAUGAGAGAGUGUGUGUGACGUAUACAGUAUUAAUUAAGAAGCGCACUAACUUUUCAAUUAAUUUGGAGAGUAAAAUUUCAUUUAUUGUACAAUACCUUUCUUUUUUGAUUUUAUUGGAAUCAAACCAACUGGACCAAAUGAUAGUGCCCAAAUCAUCAUUAACAAUAGGUAAGAAAAUUAUUUUAUUUUAUUUUAUUUUUUAUGGUUCCUUACGCUAAAUUGAAGAGGAACCUAAAACUUCUUAAGGGAAAUAAAUUUUCUGAUUGUGACGAAUAAUUUAAUAGUUCGUCUUUGCUAUGUUAGCUAAAUUUUAUCUACCAAUGGGAUGCAAGCUUUGUGAUUUGUCAUCCGUGGUUAUAUUGUUAUGAAAUAAUAAGGAUCAAAGUAUUCAAAUCAUAAUACAAAAUUUUUUGCUAAUGUUAACUAGUUAAACAAACAAUUGACUGUAAAAGAAAAAAAGAAAAAAAAAGAUGAACUGACAAAAUAAAGAAAAUAAAA